Molecule: messenger RNA, 3345 nt
Organism: Penicillium brevicompactum
Lineage: Eukaryota; Fungi; Ascomycota; Eurotiomycetes; Eurotiales; Aspergillaceae
Exons: 1
Coding region: 1-3345 (1114 amino acids)
Biological process (GO): transcription by RNA polymerase II; RNA polymerase II preinitiation complex assembly
Cellular component (GO): transcription factor TFIID complex
Molecular function (GO): histone acetyltransferase activity; TBP-class protein binding; RNA polymerase II general transcription initiation factor binding
Source: RefSeq, a predicted model, not a curated record
AUGCCUCACGCAACCUCCAAGGCCGGUGAGGCCGGGGAGGACACCGAAUUUGACGAUGUGAUGCGCCAGCUGAACAACUUCGAAAGUAAUGCCAACAUGGACUUCUUGGACCGAGACCUGGAUGUUGGAGAGAAGGCGGACGAUGCAAUCGACUAUGAGGAUUUUGAGGAUGAUGACCUCCCGGAGGAGGAGGUCUUGGGAUCAGCGGCCCCAGCCCUGCCUGAUGUUGACGACGGUGGUCAAGACCCUUUCGCAAACCUUGGCUCGGACGAUGCCGCGCUUUUCGGGAAUGGUGAUGAUUUAUUCGGCGACCAGGGUGAGGGCGCUCAGGCUCAGGAUGAUAACCUUGAUGAUCUCUUUGGCGAAGACUCAUUCUCGCCCCCUCCUGCUGGACAGGAGGAUCCUACCAAGGGCCUUUUCGAGGACGAAGAGAUGCCGUUGACAGCAGAUCCCGUUGAACUCCCGCCUCUUCCGACGGCCCCUGAACCGCAGCCCGAGCCAGUGCCCGCAGAGGAGGAUGAUUUCCCGGACGACGACAGCAUCAUGUCCGACAGCAUGAACCCCAACGAACUUCGCGCUUGGAAACUCCAACAGGCCUUGUUCGCCAUGUCUGGCCCAGAAAAUCCGCCUGCGCCAGCGGAGAACCACGAAGAACUGUUGCAUUCCCUGUUUCCUUCGUUUGACCGCAACACUCUUCCGCGAUGGCUGGAGUUGAUCCCCCACAAAAGGGCUAUCUUCAUUGGAAAACAGCCCAACAAACCGCCCAAGCCCGUCUUGCCCACGAAAGUCAACAUCGAACUUGCACCUGACCAAGAGCGUACAUUCAGAACCGGUCAGCCCCUCAAGCGAGGCCUGGACCAUGAAUCCCUUGGGAUUGUGACGAUCUCACAAUCACCUCGCGAGGACGAGGACGAGGACACAAACGAGGACGCUGAAAUGGGAGAUGGUGAUAUGGACGACGACGAGACAUUACCCGGUGGUUUCACCAUGCAAGAUCUUCGAACAAUCUGUGUCGAUUGGGAUGUCAAAGACGAUCUCUCUGUCACGGAUGUCGAUGAUCAGCCCCUGCAACAGAACAAGAAUGACUUUAUUGAUGGAGACGAUGAUGACUGGCUCAUGGAAACCGAGGCUCCAAGCAAGAAGCGCAAAACGGGCCCGACUCCCAUGGAUGUCAUUGCCUUGUCGCACAUCGAUAUUCCACUGUUGGAUGACCCCGAACAGGCGACAAUGAAAAUCGCCAAGAGAGUGACGAUUGACCUCAACGACCCAAACAUCCUUGUGGAUGAAUCGAGAGCGGAUGCAAUCGGCAACAAGCCCAAGCACGCUGCUCCCCGUACCAGAGACGAGGUGGAUCUGAACUUGACCCGUCGUCUCACCCAGCGAUACAACAUCUCGAACGAUCAAGCGUACGACAUGCUCAAGCAGAACCACCAGAACAAGAUCCGCAGUACCCUCGGCAAUGUGACACUCGAGCACGGUCUACCAGCUCUGCGCCUCCAGUGGCCUUACUAUAAGACUGAGCUGGGCAAAGCCGAAGCCAGAUCCUUCCACCGACCCGCCAUGUCAUUCCGCCCAGGACAAACUUCAUGGUUUAAAAACCCUGUCUACAUCAAACGCAAGCAACUGCGUGGCCGGGAUGCAAAGAGCAUCUACGACUCUACCCAAUCGCUGUCCAUGGGUGAUAACUCCAACGUCUUGCUCGUGGAAUAUUCCGAAGAAGUUCCCAUGUCACUGGCUAACUUCGGAAUGUGCAAUCGUUUCAUCAAUUACUACAGACGCAAGAAUAUCGAUGAUCCGACUCGCCCACGAGCAGAGAUCGGUGAAACUGCCGUUCUUCUGCCUCAAGACAAGAGUCCCUAUUCCAUCUUCGGUCAUGUUGACCCCGGCGAGAUUUCCCCAGCAAUUUCAAAUUCCAUGUACCGAGCACCGCUCUUUCCGCACCAAAGCAAGCCUACGGACUUCCUUGUGGUUCGCAGUACCACCGGCGUCGGCGGCAGUACCUACUACUUGCGCAACAUCGAGAACUUCUACGUUGCCGGUCAGCAGUUCCCAUCAGUUGACAUUCCUGGUCCACACUCACGUAAAGUGACCACUGUCGCAAAGAACCGUAUGAAGAUGCUGGUGUAUCGCUUAUUGAAGAAGAGCCCAGACGAGCGACUUGCAAUCAGUGAUGUCACAGCCCAUAUUCCGAACACCACGGAUAUGCAAAACCGACAGAAGGUCAAGGAUUUCCUGCAGCACGACAAAGACACCAAAUACUGGAAGCCACUGGACCCGACCCUUCCUGAUCAAGAUACCAUCCGUUCCUGGGUUCAGCCCGAAGAUGUUUGUCUUCUAGAGUCCAUGCAGGUCGGCCAGCAACAUCUUCACGACACUGGAUAUGGCAAUGAUGCCGAGACCGGUGGCGAUAACGAGGAAGACGAAGAGUUUGAGAGUUUCGAGCAACAAAUGGCCCCAUGGAAGGCGACCCGCAACUUCUUGCUAGCAUCCCAAGGUAAAGCCAUGUUGAAACUUCACGGUGAGGGAGAUCCUACUGGCCGUGGCGAGGGAUACAACUUCAUCAAGACAAGCAUGAAGGGUGGUUUCAAGGCCAUUGGCGAGAGUGUGGAGGAUAAGCUUGACGCACAGCGAUUGAAGGAGCUCGGUGGUCACAGCUACAACGUUGCCCGUCAGCAAAAAUCCUACGAAACAUCCAUCCGCCGCAUCUGGGAUGCUCAAAAGGAAAGCCUCUCCUCCACCAUCGAGCAUUCCGACCAGGAGAGUGACAUCGACCAAGAGGACGACUAUCAAGAGCAGUUCAACAAACCGACUCCACGUUCCGAAGCACCGACCCCUGGUCCAUAUCGCCGCGAUGACGAGACCACCAGUCAAUUCAGUAAAAUGAGUUUCAACAGCCAGCGCGGCAAAGUCCUUCGCAUCACUCGCCAAGUUGCAGCAGAGAACGGCGAGAUUGUGGAGAAGGAACAGCUCAUCUGGGAUCCUCGGGUCAUCAGACACUACAUUCAACAUCGCCACACCCACGAGGCCAUGAACACAAAGCUGGAAUCACUCAAGCCUACCGGCGACGCCGAGGUUGAUGCCCGCAACAGAAAGCUCAUCGAGGCCGAACUCAGCCGUCUCAACCGCAACAAGGAGCGCCGCUUCGCCCGAGAGAAGCAGAAGGGUAUUCCUCGUGCCGGUGAUCCGGAUGGCAAGCCCGCCGGUACCCAGCGCAAGUGCGCCAACUGCGGUCAAGUUGGACAUAUAAAGACAAACAAGAAGCUCUGCCCCUUGCUCAAUGGUACCAUGAAGCCAGAGGACCGAGUCACAGAUUCAGCCUUCUCCAUGAGCGCCCCGGUUUUGUGA